GGACGAGACGAGACCAAACCCGACCGACCCACGCACUCCACCGGCAGCAGCACGCGCCACCGUCCCUCCCCACCAUCCUGACCCACCCCGCGGCGAUCGAUGGCGCUCCCGUCGGCGUCGGGCGGCGGCUCCACGGCGCGGCUGCUCACCGUGCCGGCGCUGCUCCUCCUGCUCUCCUGCGCGGCGCUCCUCGUCUUCCUCCUCCUCCCGUCCCCCUCCGCCUCCUCCGGGGCCCACCUCUGCGCCUGCUCCGACCCCGUCACCACCCACACCACCACCAGCGUCACCACCACCACCACCACCGCCGCCCCGGCCCCCAUCGCCACCUUCCCCGACGACGUCGCCUGGCUCAAGGCGCAGCUCGCCUCCAACUCCCUCGCCCUCCUCGCCUCCGCCGACGCCUGGCACGAGCUCCGCAAGGGCAUCAACCCCCGCACCCGCGAGCGCCAGCUCUUCGACCUCAACAGGCACCAUGGGAUCUCUCAUUAUCCCGAAGAAGAGGCGACCAACCACACCGCGCUGCCUUGCCCCGGGGAGCUCCUCGUCGAGGAGCACCACAGUAACUACGGCGAGCCAUGGGCCGGUGGCCGGGAUGUGUUUGAGUUCCUGGCCAACGCCUCCGCCCUCGCGCCCAGAGAUCAGGUUCUUGAAAUUGGGUGCGGGACGCUCCGUGUCGGUCUGCAUUUCAUCCGGUUCCUCGAUGCUGGGAGAUUCCAUUGCCUGGAGCAGGAUGAGCUGUCCCUCAUGGCUGCGCUUCGGUACGAACUGCCGUCGCAGGGGCUGUUGUACAAGCGACCGAUGAUUGUGAGAGGGGGGGAUAUGGAUUUCAGCAAGUUUGGGGAUACUGUUAUGUAUGACCUGAUUUAUUCUAGUGCCGCGUUCCUCCACAUUCCACGUGACCUUGUUUGGACUGGGCUUGAGAGGCUUGCAGGCAAGCUGAGGCCAAAGACAGGCAGGAUUUUUGUGUCGCAUAACAUUAAGUUUUGCACAAGGUUGGGUGGAGAUGAGUGCACACGCCGACUUACGGAAUUGGGGCUGGAAUAUGUUGGGAAGCACACUCAUGACAGCUUGUUGUUUAACCAUUAUGAGAUAUGGUUUGAAUUUCGGAGGCCAAAAGUUUAGAUCUUGAUGGCACAGGAAGAUAGACAAGUUGGUUUCUGUUUUUGCAAUUUUGGAUGUGUGAAGCAAAAUACAUGCCAUGCUCUGUACGGUAAUGAGUUUUGGCUUUGGACUGAAACCAGUGUUCGCCCAGCUCUGAGUUGAAUCAUGUGAACAAAAUUCCUGAUUGGAAGGUACCAUUGCGCUGGAGUCCUAUUACAUUUUGGUGAGUUGUUGAAGUCUUUAGCUUUAGUUACCACCAUUUAUCAGUGUACUGUAAUCUUAGUAAUAUCUGGGAGUAUUUUUCGGUAGUUGAGGUCAAACUGAUAUGUUAUACAUUGUUUAGCCCAACAGCUUCCUACAAUGGUCAAGCAGUAAUUGUCUCACCACACAAGGUUUAGUAAAUUGUAACAAAGGAUAACCCUGUUAUCCUGUUUCUGUACUUAAUGACAGGCUUAUCUGAUCAAUGUGUUCUGAAAUACACUUUGUUAUUCUAUGGUAUCUUGGUGAAUAGUUUGAUCUGUA
Messenger RNA from Triticum urartu, 1623 nucleotides. Its product is annotated as S-adenosyl-L-methionine-dependent methyltransferases superfamily protein. Lineage: Eukaryota; Viridiplantae; Streptophyta; Magnoliopsida; Poales; Poaceae. The record is from RefSeq and is a predicted model, not a curated record.